Molecule: messenger RNA, 4287 nt
Organism: Tremella mesenterica DSM 1558
Lineage: Eukaryota; Fungi; Basidiomycota; Tremellomycetes; Tremellales; Tremellaceae
Exons: 10
Coding region: 1-4287 (1428 amino acids)
Biological process (GO): DNA repair
Cellular component (GO): Ino80 complex
Molecular function (GO): ATP hydrolysis activity; ATP binding; ATP-dependent chromatin remodeler activity
Source: RefSeq, a predicted model, not a curated record
AUGGCCGCUGCAUUGGAAGACGAACUACUCGAUCUAGCUGGUGAUACGAGUUCUCGACUUGAUUCAGACGAUGAACGUCCUUCUACACCAUCCUUACGUCUUUCUCAUUCUGCUCAACCAACACCUCAUUCCAAUCGAGAAGAUGUCACUCCCAAAGCUCGUACUUCAGCUUCCAACCCUGACGACCCAUUCGAUCAACCCGAAGGUCAAGUGACGGAUAAAAAGAAGGGUAAAACGAAAGAAGAAACGACGGAAAAUGUGGCGGAUCGUUGGGAUCCAGAUAUAAUCGUACAACCUUCCGGUUUGACACGUGCAGAAGUCAUUACCAAAGUUGAAAGUGGUAACAUGAGAGGAUUGACAGAAGAAGAUGUUAAAGCAGUUCAAGAUGAAAUGUGGAUGAGACAAAAGAUUAAAGAUGGUAAAGCUUUAGUCAGGAAAGAUGGUACUAUUCGAAAGAAACCAGGUCCAGCGAAAGGUUGGAAAAAAUUAAGAAGAGGUGAAGAAUUUAGUGAAGUUGAAGAAGGUGAAGAAUCUGAAACUUAUCAUUCUACGAAUAUGAAAGUUUUAAACCUUUCUAAUAAUCCUCAAGGUUCAAGUCCAUACGAUGUUUAUGAUCAAGAUGAAGAAAGUAACGAGUUAGAAAAUGAACAUUCUAAUAAAAUCGGAAUGAGAAAAGAUAAAGGGAAAGGUAAAGGGAAAGAGAAUCAAUUAGAUUCUUUAGAUGAUCAAUUAGAAUCAUUAGUAAAUCCUUUAAAUUCAAAUUCCAAGAAAACUUCUAAAGUGAAAGAACCUGGAGUGGGGAAAGGUAGAUGGACAAGACCUCCUAAAGAUGAUAAAAAGAGAGAAAUAGGGUAUGAAGAAGAUCUUUCAUCUUUGGGCUCGAGUAUCUGCUCGCCUGAAUUUGCUGCACUAGGUUUCAAGCCGGAUCGGGCGUGUCCACACGUAACUCCUCUCACCAUUCCGUCUAUGUCAAAGCCCUUUUCAACUGCCCAGUCUGGGUUUGUUCAAACGAUAUUUUUUGUCUCGUGUCAUACUAAACAAAUAACUGAUUCCCAGAUGUACAGAGUCUACCAAUCAUCAUCCACAGUCCUCCGAGCCAACGCACUCCGUACAGCUCAAGCAUGUUAUCGUAAUUCCGUAACUCAAAGAUCUUUGAAACCAUCUUUCAAAACGACCUCCCGUCAAACGAAAGAAACUAUAUCACGUUCAAAGAAGAUAAUGAAAGAAUUAUCUCUGUAUUGGCGUAAAAAUGAAAAAGAUGAAUUAGCAGCUAGGAAAAGAGCUGAAAAAGAAGCUUUGGAAAAAGCGAAAUUGGAAGAAGAAAAAAGGGAAAGUAAACGUCAAGCUAGGAAAUUGAAUUUCUUGUUGACUCAAACGGAACUGUAUUCUCAUUUCGUCGGGAAGAAAAUAAAAACGAAAGAGGCUGAAGAUGUUGGGGAUGAUAUUGGAGGUGAUUCGGUGGAAAAGGAGAAGGAGAAGGAGAAGGAGAAGGAGGGAAGAGAAGAAUUAGGUUUGGAUGAUGAAGGGGAACCAUUACCUGAUAUUGAUUAUGAUGAUGAUGACGAAGAAAACCUUCGACGACACGCUGCUAGAGGUGCUCAGGCUGCUGUUAAAGCUGCUAGGGAUAAAGCCAAAGCUUUUGAUCAGUCGAACAAUAGUGCACCUAUAGAUCUCGACGGCGACGAACUAAACUUCCAAAACCCCACUCUCUCUUCCGACGCUCAAUCCAUUUCUCAACCACGUAUGCUCAUGGCCCAAUUGAAAGAAUAUCAACUAAAAGGUCUCACAUGGCUAGGUAAUCUAUACGAACAAGGGAUCAACGGUAUUCUAGCAGACGAAAUGGGUCUAGGCAAAACCAUCCAAUCUAUUUCUCUCCUAGCUUAUCUAGCUGAAACACAUAAUCUCUGGGGUCCAUUCUUGGUGAUUGCACCAAGUUCGACAUUACAUAAUUGGCAACAAGAAUUAGCUAGGUUUGUUCCUCGAUUGAAAACAUUACCUUAUUGGGGUAGUCCGAAAGAUAGAGAAACUUUAAGAAAAGUAUGGUGUAGGAAGAAUUUGACUUUUGAUGAAGGUAGUCCUUUUCAUGUUUUGGUUACUUCGUAUCAACUCGCCGUCCAAGAUGAGAAAUACUUUCAAGGCACAAGAUGGCAAUACAUGAUUUUAGACGAAGCACAAGCCAUCAAAUCGUCAAGUUCUGCUAGAUGGAAAAGCUUGUUGUCGCUUCAUUGUAGGAACAGGUUGUUAUUGACCGGUACACCGAUACAGAAUUCCAUGCACGAACUAUGGGCUCUACUUCAUUUCAUCAUGCCUUCUUUGUUUGACUCGCACGAAGAGUUUAGCGAGUGGUUCUCCAAAGAUAUAGAGAAUGCAGCUGGGAGUGGUGGAGCUACGUUGAAGCCUGAACAGCUCAGACGGUUGCAUGUGAUUUUGAAACCUUUCAUGUUGAGACGGAUAAAGAAGCAUGUGCAGAAAGAAUUGGGUGAUAAGAUCGAAAUCGACCUCCUAGUCGACUUGUCACAACGUCAACGUUCCAUCUACCGUGCUCUCCGACAACGAGUCUCCGUAUCCGAUCUCUUGGCUCAAGCCAACCAAUCAUCCGACUCCUCCCUCGCCGCAAAGAACCUCAUGAACCUCGUCAUGCAGUUUCGUAAAGUCUGUAACCAUCCGGAUCUCUUUGAACGUGCAGACGUAGUAUCGCCGUACAUGUUCGGUACAUUCUCUCAAUCCGGUAAUCUCGCAAGGCAAGUCGAACCUCUUUAUUGUCCAGACAGCGCACGGAAUGCCAUUGAUGUAAAAUUACCUAGGUUAGUAUGGGAAGAAGGAAAGUUGGAUUUACCUUCUGAUCAGAGUAAAGCGGGGGACGAAGGACAUGUGUUGAGGAAUCUUAUGAAUAUCUGGAGAGAAGAUUGGGUGGAGAAACGUUCGAAGGAAGAUGGGGAUGGAUGGGGAUUUUUGAAGAUUGCUGGAUUGUCACCUGGUCAAGUAGCGAGGAAAGUUAAAGGACAUCCUUUGGUCACUGUGCUGACAUAUGCUCAUCAGACUGAGCACCCGGUGAAACGACAUGGCAGCAGGCUGACUUCCAGUGAUCAAACCUUUGCCGCGUCAGAGAAAUACCCUCUCCGACCUCUCGCACCGACCAUACCGACCACUCGUCCACCCGGACUCUCACCUUUAGCAGACAUCACCUCAGUCGCAUGGAACACAUCUUACCUUUCUCGCCGCGCAGCACGUUUCGUACUUGAAAAAGCUGUCGUUCCUCCUAUCCGACCUUACAUCUCAUCACGUGCAUUCCUCAACACUCAACGUCGUCUCAGUACCGAUCCGACAUUACAUGACGUUCUCUACGGAGUGCCUCCUUCCCAGCUCCACUCUCCUACAGCUACCUCUGUCCUCCCAAUCCCACCACAAGGUCUUAUCCGUGCCAGUCCUCUUGACCAGAGUCCAGCAGCUAGCAUCAAGAUCCCGGCUUUCCAAAGAUUAAUCGUCGAUUCUGCCAAACUGGCAAGAUUAGACGAACUUCUACGAGAAUUGAAAGCUGGUGGUCAUAGAGUUUUGUUGUAUUUCCAAAUGACCAGAAUGAUGGAUCUGGCAGAGGAGUAUCUGAUUUAUAGACAAUACAAGUAUUUGAGGUUGGAUGGAGGAAGUCCGAUUGGUGAGAGAAGGGAUAUGGUCACUAGUUGGCAGACGAAUUCUGAUAUCUUCGUGUUUUGUUUAUCUACACGUGCUGGUGGAUUGGGUAUCAAUUUGACCGCUGCGGAUACUGUUAUAUUUUACGACCACGACUGGAAUCCCUCCAACGACGCCCAAGCGAUGGAUCGUGCCCACCGAGUAGGUCAAACGAAACAAGUCACUGUCUACCGUCUCAUAGCCCGAGGUACGAUCGAAGAACGUAUCAUCCGUCUAGCUCGAGGUAAAAAAGAUGUUCAAGACAUUGUCGUCGGAGCUAAAUCUCUUACCGACGUGGCUAAACCAGCGGAAAUCGUAUCCUUGUUCAUGGACGAUGACGAAUUGGCAGAAUCAGUUGCUAAACGUAAACAAGCCGAAGCGCACGGAUACGUAGCACCCAUGAACGGUACAUCAAAGGGAAAGACUUCAUUCGGGGAUGCAUUGGUGACGGGUGGUGAUGAAGAUGAAGAUGAUUUCUUCUCGUUAGGACGGAAAGUCGUCAAUGGAGAAGAUGAAGAGUAUGGGGAUGAAGGACAGGGGAAGAGUGGAGCGGGGAGUGGGACUGUUACGCCUUUGCAAAAAGGUGGAAAGAAGAGGAAGGCGGAGAAUGAGGGUGAGUAG